GAAUGUUACUCUCCUGGUCUCCCUUGUUCUAGAUGCAACUGGCUGUUUGCAUUAUUUUCUCAGCCUGUUCCAUAACAGUGGCUGCAACAGAGUUUCUGAUGGGUGUGACUUUCUCAUUCAAAAAGGUUAAAUCAGGCUUGCUGUAGGCUAUCCGUGUGAAAUAGGAAGUAACAUUUUGAACUGUGAAGCAGAAGCUGUAGCCCAAGGUUGAAGGAACCUCCCAGAUUGCACUGCAAACUGAAGAUGGCAAAAGGAGAUACUGGUGUGCGAUGCUUUCAGGGCUUACUAAUUCUGGGAAAUGUUGUCAUAGGGUGUUGUGGCCUUGCACUCAUGGCUGAAUGUAUAUUCUUCGUGUCAGAUCAACACACUCUAUAUCCAUUGCUGGAAGCUACAGACAAUGAUGAUAUCUACGGUGCUGCCUGGAUUGGGAUCUUCACUGGUUUCUGUUUCUUUUGUCUGUCUAUUCUUGGUAUUGUUGGUGUCUUAAAGUCAAGCAGGACAAUGCUGUUAGUGUACAUCAUCCUGAUGAUGAUUGUUUUUGCCUUUGAAGUGGCCUCCAGCAUCACAGCAACCGUGCAUCGGGAUUUCCUUACUCAUGAACUUUUCUUGAAGCAAAUGUUGGAAAAAUACCAGAAUCCAAACCCAGUCAACAAUGAUGACAAAUGGAAGAGUGACGGUAUUACCAGGACAUGGAAUCGUCUCAUGUUGCAGAAUAAAUGCUGUGGUGUGACUGGCCCAACAGACUGGCAAAUAUAUACCUCCGUUUUUCGGACAGUGAACAAUGAUGCGGAUUUUCCCUGGCCACGACAGUGCUGUGUUAUGGAUAUCCAAGGAAAGGCAAUCAGCUUGGAUGGCUGCAAAUUAGGGGUGUCUGGCUAUUACCAUGACAGUGGCUGCUAUGAAACUAUUGCUGGCCCCAUGAACAGACACGCCUGGGGCGUUGCUUGGUUUGGGUUUGCCAUUCUGUGCUGGACUACUUGGGUCCUCCUUUGUACGAUGUUCUACUGGAGCAGAAUUGAAUAUUAAAGAUGCAAUGGCCUAGCAAUCUGUUCUUCCUGAUUUUUUCCAUAAAUCUAUAUAGAUAAUACAUAUCUAUAUAAUUUCUCCUGUGGGAGUUCUCAAGAUGUCCCAUUAAUCCUUGCUUUUUUUCUUCCAUUGCCUUAAUUUGAAACAUUGUAGCUAUAGUACUCACAAGGUAGGAAACUGGACACAGUCUGAUCUGUUCUGUAACAAUCAAGGCCAUGCGCAAGCAUAGCAAUACAGGAGGAAAUGGUUGUGGAGUCCUUGGUGCUCUCUGCACUUGAUUGUUUGCUCGCUGUUGUUUCAUUACCUGAUGAGGUAACAUCAGCAGCUUUAAUGAGCAUGGGGUUUGCUCC
Molecule: messenger RNA, 1376 nt
Organism: Python bivittatus (Burmese python)
Lineage: Eukaryota; Metazoa; Chordata; Lepidosauria; Squamata; Pythonidae
Gene: UPK1B
Product: uroplakin 1B
Cellular component (GO): membrane
Source: RefSeq, a predicted model, not a curated record